This is a messenger RNA of Anthostomella pinea, 723 nucleotides long. NCBI's taxonomy places the organism in Eukaryota, Fungi, Ascomycota, Sordariomycetes, Xylariales, Xylariaceae. The record is from the annotation of a GenBank genome assembly.
AUGGACGUCCUAGCCGAGCUAGAGCACCUAGCUGCCCAAGCGACACAAGUCGACAACCUUGACAACCAGGCAGACCUACCCACGGUCGAGCGGUGGAACGGAAGCAAGCUGCAGAAAGACGAGGACAUACUGGAGCAUACGCAUGACGAGGAUGAGGGCAGCAAAGCUUCGUUCUGCAAGAUAGACGGCACAGCGAAGAUCGCGAUUGUGAGAUGGCUCACGAACAAUCGACCCACCUACCGGCCGAUCUUCAUCCGGAUCACUCAAGCGGAAAAGGAGUUAUCGCCAAUCAGCCUCGCGCCAUUCCUCGGCAUCGACGCGACACUGCCGCAAUAUCGAGCCACGGAAGCAGACGCAAGUAUCAAACCAGCGCAAAACCAGUACCCGGUGUGGCACUUUUUUUAUGGGAUGUUGGCAGAGCCGUCGAUUCUCUCGUGGGUCCUCGAGCUUCCUGAAGGCACUUGUCCCCAACUCCAGCCAGCUCGCACGAGAGGCGGUGUUCUUGUGGCCUGGGGAGGCAAGUACAGAGCGAUGACGGAUGCCCCAUCAAACAAUACAGAAGCGUGGGUCGUUGACGGGCAAGCCUUUCUCGUCACAGACGAAGUAUCCGAGGGCAAGCUUCGCUUCUUCAAAACUGAGCAGUAUGAAGUUGUGCGGUGCGAUAUCGAGAUGCUGGACUCUGGGGAAAGCAUCAGAGGCCUCACCUUCAGAUUUGGCGCAUGA